AUGGAAGAACCGACAGGCGACGCAUCUGCUUUUAAUGGCCGAGAUGUGACCGACCUUUCUCCCCCUCUUAAGGUUGGCGUUGACAUCAUUAUCGCCCAUGUCCAUUCUCACAUUACCCAACCAGCAACCAUGUCCAAGCUCUCUAUCGGCAGCACGCUCACGCUCAACAGCGGGUACAAGAUGCCCCUCCUGGGCUUGGGCGUGUACCAGGCGCGCGGGGACGAGUGCCGCGACGCCGUGUCCACUGCGCUGAGGCUGGGUUACAGGAUGAGCAUACCACAACGAGGACAGGCUCUCUCCGGAUCUGGCUUGCAGCGCGACGCCGUCUUCGUAACUACAAAGUUCAUGCCCGGCCACGAUGUCCCCAAGUCCGACGAUGUAUACGCUCAGCUAAGGCGCUCUCUCCCCAGGCUGCAGCCCGAGACUCCGCAAGACGAAGCAUACAUCGAUCUGAUGCUCAUUCACGCACCGCGACCUAACGCCGAAGCCCGCACUGCCGAGUGGGCCGCUCUCGCGAAGGGUGCAAAGGAGGGCUGGCUCCGCUCCAUCGGUGUCAGCAACUUUGGCGUUGCGCACCUGAAGGCUCUCCCCGGUCCUGUGCCGGCCGUGAACCAGAUCGAGCUGCACCCGUGGUGCCAGCAGCGAGACAUUGUCGCCUAUUGCAAGGAGAAGGGCAUCGCCGUGCAGGCCUACUGCCCCCUCGUCCGCGCGCAGAGGGCUGAGGAUCCCGUCCUGACCCGCAUCGCUAAGAAGUACGGCAAGACCUGGGCGCAGAUCCUUAUUCGCUGGAGCCUGCAGAAGGGAUACUCUCCCCAGGUCAAGAGCGUCAAUGAGUGGAGGAUCCAGGAGAAUGCGGAGGUGUACGACUUUGAGCUUGCCGACGAGGAUAUGGCCGAGCUCGAUGACUGCGACAUGGGCGCCGAGGGGGCGUGCUCAUGGAACCCGGUCGACACGCCGUAG
This is a messenger RNA of Trichosporon asahii var. asahii CBS 2479, 960 nucleotides long. Its product is annotated as aldo-keto reductase. Bases 1 to 960 code for a protein of 319 amino acids. Lineage: Eukaryota; Fungi; Basidiomycota; Tremellomycetes; Trichosporonales; Trichosporonaceae. The record is from RefSeq and is a predicted model, not a curated record. Gene Ontology annotation, molecular function: oxidoreductase activity. The transcript is spliced from 3 exons.